Rotaria socialis is the source of this 558-nucleotide messenger RNA. The record is from the annotation of a GenBank genome assembly. Lineage: Eukaryota; Metazoa; Rotifera; Eurotatoria; Philodinida; Philodinidae.
AUGAAAAUAUAUUGGCAUUUAAUAUCAUUCAUAUUAUGUUACUAUUUGGAAGCAUUCCAACCCUAUUUUCCACCUCAAAUUGUAUUUUCUCUCGAUACUAGUGAAACAAUAAUUGCAAUCGAUGAAAUAAAUCAACCGACUAAUCAAUCGAUUUCUGUUUCUCCUUCAAAUACACAAAUAUCAUAUGCCUUGAAACAGUUCCCAUAUGCGAAUCCUGAUUCUCCUCAAUCAAAAUAUUAUGUUGAAUUAGUAACAGAUCCUCUGAUGAAUACAUACAUUUUAUAUCAAAGUGCAGAAAUCCAUAUUUCGCUUUCUACUUCACCACAUCGAAUAGAUGGGAAUGACAGUGUUCGUGUUCAAUGGAAUGCAACUCAAUGCAUUGAUUGUUUUACAUUAUCACCAAAAGAAUUUAGUUUUAAUAUGAAGAGUUUUCAAGAAAAACAAAUAUUAAAAAUUCCCCGUGUCAAAGAUGCGCCGCAAUCAACAAUUAUUCCGAUCUUUUAUGGUGGAGGUUUUGAUCUUAUUUCACCACAACAGUUUCCCAUUUAUAUUCAAUAA